This is a messenger RNA of Pogoniulus pusillus (Red-fronted tinkerbird), 1859 nucleotides long. It is a transcript of the gene WDR12, whose product is annotated as WD repeat domain 12. The coding region runs from base 227 to 1498 and encodes 423 amino acids. NCBI's taxonomy places the organism in Eukaryota, Metazoa, Chordata, Aves, Piciformes, Lybiidae. Gene Ontology annotation, biological process: maturation of LSU-rRNA from tricistronic rRNA transcript (SSU-rRNA, 5.8S rRNA, LSU-rRNA); maturation of 5.8S rRNA from tricistronic rRNA transcript (SSU-rRNA, 5.8S rRNA, LSU-rRNA); ribosome biogenesis. Gene Ontology annotation, molecular function: protein binding. The transcript has 13 exons. Gene Ontology annotation, cellular component: preribosome, large subunit precursor; PeBoW complex. The record is from RefSeq and is a predicted model, not a curated record.
CGGGGCGGGGCGCAGGCGGCAGGCUGGGCGCUGCGGUCCCCGCGGUCCCCGCACACAACUUGCCGCCGGCCGCGUGGCGCAGCGGGCUCGGCAGCAGCAGCGGCUGGGCUAGGCCGCGGGAAGGGUUACGGCAAGACCGGAGCGCAGCCACUGAACGUGCGGGGAGGUGCCCCGCGGGUGGGCGGUCUAAGCGCGACACGUGGUUAGGGACGAAGCCGGCAGCAGCAUGGCGCAGUUAACGGCACGGUUCCGCACCGAGAACCGCAGGUACGCAGUGGAGGAUGUGCCCUUCUCGGUGCCCGCGGCCUCCGAGACCACCGACCUCAGCCAUCUCAUCAACAAGCUGCUGGCGGCCGGCAACGUGGAUCACAAAUAUGUGGAAUUUGACUUCCUCAUCAAUGGCCAGUUCUUGCGUAUGCCGCUGGUCACGCACAUGGAAAUGGAAAAUAUCUCCACAGAAGAAGUGGUGGAAAUAGAAUAUGUGGAGAAAUAUAUGGCCCCUCAGCCAGAAGAAUGCAUCUUCCAUGAUGACUGGAUCAGUUCUGUUCAAGCCACUGAAGAAUGGAUAUUAACUGGCUGCUACGACCAGACCGCUCGAAUCUGGUCUUUGGAAGGAAAGUCUGUCAUGACAAUAGCUGGGCAUACAGAAGUAGUGAAGGAUGCGGUAUGGGUGAAGCAAGAUAGUUUAUCCUGCCUGUUACUCAGUGCUUCUAUGGACCAAACUGUGCUGCUAUGGGAGUGGAAUGUGGAGAAGAACAAAGUGAAAGCUCUUCACUGCUGCAGGGGACAUGCUGGAAGCGUAGACUCCAUAGCUGUUGAUAGCACAAGAACUAAAUUCUGCAGUGGAUCCUGGGAUAAGAUGCUAAAGAUCUGGUCUGCAGUACCUACAGAUGAAGAGGAUGAAUUGGAAGAGGCAGCUAAUAGACCACGGAAGAAGCAGAAAACUGAACAGUUUGGACUAACAAGGACACCCCUGGCAACCCUCUCUGGCCACACAGAAGCUGUUUCCUCUGUGCUGUGGUCAGAUGCUGAAGAAAUUUGCAGUGCUUCAUGGGACCACACCAUUAAACUCUGGGAUGCUGAGACUGGAGAUCUCAAAUCAACUUUGACAGGAAACAAAGUGUUUAAUUCUGUGUCCUACUCACCCCUGUGUCGUCGCCUGGCAUCCGGAAGCACUGACAGGCACAUUAGACUCUGGGAUCCCCGCAGCAAAGAUGGCUCCUUGGUUCUCCUGUCUCUGACAUCUCACACAGGCUGGGUGACAUCUGUGAAGUGGUCACCUACCCACGAGCAUCAGCUGAUCUCUGGUUCUCUGGAUAACAUUGUAAAGCUGUGGGACACAAGAAGUUGCAAAGCUCCUCUGUAUGACUUGGCUGCUCAUGAAGACAAGGUUUUGUGUGUGGACUGGACAGAAGCUGGGUUGCUGUUGAGUGGAGGUGCAGACAACAAACUGUAUUGCUACAAAUACCCAGCUACGGCCUCUGAUGUUGGAGCAUGAAGGGCAACAAGCAGAAGAAGUCUUUUUAAAAAAGGUGUUUGCAGCAGUCACUGUUAGCAUCCCUCUGCACCAGCAGGAAAAGGAAGAUUUUUGUGCUCAGAGAGCCUAGGUUUUUGUAUUGGUAACUUCUACCUGUAUCUACCACAGAAAAACAGCAGCAAGCAGUUACAAAUGGAAUUAGUGUGAAACAAUAUUCCUUCCCUUUCUGAUCAGCUUUGAAUUAGCAUCUUUAAAUGACUAUUUGUAUAGCCUUUUGAGUAAUGAGUUCUGAUACUUACAGAAAAACUUACUCACUGGACUAAAUUAUUUUUUGUGUACCUCUUCUCUUGAAAAAAAAAUAAAGCUUUUAUCUACAGCUGCA